GGCCUGCUGCAUGUGUAUGUCUUCUACAGACCAGUUAAGAUGAGUAAAUUAUCAUACAUCACAUGCAUUAUACUUAACCUGUGUGCAUUUGCUGUGGGCGUUUCAUUUCAUAUAUCUCAAACAGAGUCAGCAGUGAGAGUUAAGCCUGGACACUCUACAAUUCUUCAGUGCCUCACACCAGACGAUGGGCACUUUAAAGUCUUCUGGUCAAAAUUUCAAAACAGCUCUCCUCCAGCCUUUGUGGCUUUGGCCGAAUCAUACAAAACUGACAUAAUGAUUGGAGAAAAUUUUCAGAAUCCUUCAAAGUAUAGAUUAACAUGGAAUCAGCUCAGCUUAAAUCUCUCAGUACUGAACAUCGAGCAAACUGACAUCGCUCUGUACUACUGUGGGAUGAUUAUUUUUAAUAGGAUGUUUUUUGGAAAUGGAACAAGACUGAUGUUUGAAGGGCAUUUUAAUGAAACAGUUCUAGUUAAAGAAAAAGAAGACAAUUGGAGGGAACAGUUAUUUGUCUUUGUUCUGCCCACACUGGUGCCAAUCACUGUGGUGUCAAUGCUUCUGAACAUCAUCCUGUAUCUACAAAAAACAGAUACGUCAAAGAGCCAAGGUCAUAAACUAGGUAAAAUACAAAUGUUUGUUUUAAAAGAUGUGGAGACUAAGGUUGUAUACACAGCUGUAAAAGAUUAUUGAUUUUGUACUGAAUAUUUGAUAGCUGUCAUAAUAUUGUUUUUUUUGUUUGUUUGUUUUUUUUGUUUUUUAGAAUUCUAUCCUUUACUCUGAUUUAAGUGUGUUCUAUUUUUUCUUUCCUUUUUUUUAUUUUAUUAGAUCACAUAUAAUAUCAGAUUUUGAAUGUCAGUUCUUUGUAAGAUUACAAAAGUCUGAAAUUUGUAAUGUUCCAAGUUAUAUGUAUUCACAUUUUUGUUAACCUGUAUAUUGUUGUGCACUGAUAGGGAAGUGUGCUAACUGUUAUAAACUUUUUUUUUACAUGGACUCUAAAUAUCAAUACACAAAAAAUGACUUUUGCUGGCUGGACAAA
Molecule: messenger RNA, 1033 nt
Organism: Labeo rohita (rohu)
Lineage: Eukaryota; Metazoa; Chordata; Actinopteri; Cypriniformes; Cyprinidae
Exons: 5
Coding region: 40-687 (215 amino acids)
Source: RefSeq, a predicted model, not a curated record